AAACCCGGAGCCCCGCACACUGACCCGCACACACCAAGGACCAGGCCGGCAGCACGGAGCUCCAGCUCUGCUUGAUGGACUGAAGAGACCAAACUGUGAUCCGUGGAGGAAAAAAAGAAAAAAAAAUCACCGGUCAAACUUCUCCAGACUGUCCCGGGACGCGUCAGCACCGACUACCAUGAUGAUUAAGCCCUAUGUGAGACAAGGGGAGGGAGAGGAGGUCAUCAGCCCUCUGCAGUGGAUGGAUGGAGACAUGAGUUCACCCGAUGGAGACACUUCCAUCCCAUCACACCGCUACAGAGCAGGAGGAGUGACCCAGCAGACCAGGGAAAUGGGCAGCGAGGAUGCAGAGGAAGACGAGGAGGAAAUAGAGGAAGGACAGGAGGAUGAAAAUGAGUCCAAACGUAGAGGCCCUAAGAAAAAGCGGAUGACCAAGGCCCGGCAGGAGCGUUUCCGUGCGCGCCGUGUUAAAGCCAAUGCCAGGGAGCGCUCGCGUAUGCACGGCCUAAACGAUGCACUGGAGAACCUGCGCAGCAUCAUGCCCUGCCACUCCAAAACACAGAAACUAUCCAAGAUCGAGACACUUCGACUGGCUCGCAACUACAUCUGCGCUCUGUCCGAGGCUCUGGAGGGGGGGCUGUCCACGGAGAGCAGGGCUUUCAUGGAGACGCUGUGUAAAGGCCUGUCACAGCCCACCACCAACCUGGUGGCUGGCUGCUUACAGCUGGGACCGACUCCUGGAGCUGGGAUGAGGCCUGAAGACAGACAUGGAGUGCAUCCUCCACCUGCUCCUCUGGGAGGGAUGGUGAGCUACUCCUCUCCAGGCCUGCCAAGCCCUCCAUACGGUACUUUUGAUUCGGCUCACCUGCUUCACCUGAGGGCCAUGAAAGGAGGACCGUACGAGAAUCACUCGCCAAAUGAGUACAAUGCUGGAGGAGUGGGAACCCCUCCGUACGACGGCCCCCCAACUCCCCCUCUGAGCAUCAGCAGUAACCUGGUGCCCAAACAGGAGCCUUCACCCCACUACCCACCACCUCACCACUACUCCCCCUCCCCUGUUGAUCAGGUCCUGUAUCAGACUCAGACCGGCUAUGACGUACACUUAGAGGGGCCAUAUGACUCGUAUCAUCCACCACACAUGCCCCCCCGACAGAUAACCUCCGUCUACAGAGACUAAGAAGGAUCGGAAUAGUCAGUUCAGCCUCAAACCAUCAAUAAAACCUGAAUGACUGAGGCCAGCCUUUGAUCCGUCCUGAACACUGAGUGAUGUCUUGUGGAUCAAUCUCCCUCAGUAGACAGACUGCCAGUAGAAGAACUGUAGAAUUUCUGUUCUUUUUUUAAACAUGCGUGGUGCAUUUGCACAGUAGAUUAGCACUGCUCAACACUGUUAAUAUUAGAGAAUACUUGACUUAAACCAAUAAUUUUUCUUCAAAACUGAUGAACCAAAUGAUUAAAGGAUCUUGCAGGUCCUAUCCAGGAAAUGUUACUUUGACCAUUUUUAACAGGGAGCCCUGGUCCUGUAAGACAAGCACUUCUAAUUUAGCUUUGGCAACAUCAGAUAUUCUUCAUAAAGUAUUUUUUAUUUAUUCAUUAAUUUAAUACAGUCUAUUUGUAGUUUGGUCUGAUGUGUCAAUGUGACGGUUUUCCUUUUGUAUAUAUUUGUAGUCAGAGCAUCUCUUUGUUUACUCUUUAGACCAAUAGUUAAUCUCUUAUCUUUCUUUUGUGUCCAGCUUCCUUUUGUUGUAUUGCAUCUAAUAUUUUGCACUCAAAACACACUCAGAGGUAGAUCUGUGAGCACAAUGUAGCUGAUCUGUUGUGGGAGUUGAGAGAAGAGACGAAUGUGUUUCAAUUUAUGGAAAAAUUUAAACCAAGUGAAAAAUAAUUGAGGAGUUUACAUGAGGGAUGAUGGCAAAGAAGCAAAAAAUAAUAUUUCUCAGGUUAACAUUGUGAAAACUUUGCAUUGGAUAUGAUGUUUUAUUUGUAGUUUUUGAUUUUUCUUUCUUUUGGAAAAUUGAUGUUAUUAAAAUUUUUCAAAAAUUCAA
Messenger RNA from Acanthochromis polyacanthus (spiny chromis), 2042 nucleotides. Its product is annotated as neurogenic differentiation factor 4-like. The coding region runs from base 179 to 1177 and encodes 332 amino acids. Gene Ontology annotation, molecular function: protein dimerization activity. The record is from RefSeq and is a predicted model, not a curated record. The transcript has 2 exons. Lineage: Eukaryota; Metazoa; Chordata; Actinopteri; Pomacentridae.